Molecule: messenger RNA, 778 nt
Organism: Salvia miltiorrhiza (redroot sage)
Lineage: Eukaryota; Viridiplantae; Streptophyta; Magnoliopsida; Lamiales; Lamiaceae
Exons: 1
Coding region: 116-778 (220 amino acids)
Molecular function (GO): nucleic acid binding; RNA-DNA hybrid ribonuclease activity
Source: RefSeq, a predicted model, not a curated record
AGUUAGUUGUCUUAAUAAUGGCAUUGAUAGCAUCAUUUCCAGCUGUGAUUCCUUUGAGAGAGCUAUUUUCUGUAUUAUCGGACAUGCGGAUAAUGGUUUCAAGGUGAAGGUGUGUAUGAUGCUUUGGCAGAUUUGGAGAGAUAGAAAUGGCGUGGUGUGGAGAGAUCAGUUUCCUGUCCCUGCUCGUUCGGUCGAAGCAGCUGCCGCAGCUUGGUCCGAUUGGAAACUCGCUCGUAAGCUUGUUGUUCCAAGCUGUUCUCCUGCAGCUCCUGUUGCUCGCUGUUCUGGAUGGCAUUCUCUUCCUGCUGGGCAUAUUAAAUGCAACGUGGAUGCAGCUUUUUUUGAUGAAGAGAACAAGACGGGUUUAGGAUUGGUUAUACGUGAUUAUGAGGGUGCUUUUGUGGUUGGAAAAUCUGUUCAGCUGAUGGGUCGACGAAGUGUGGAGGAGGGGGAGUUACUUGGCAUAAAAGAGGCUCUAUCUUGGAUUAAAGAACUUGGAUACUCUAAGGGUGUGGUAGAGACAGAUUGCAAGCGUGCUGCUGACUUCAUCAGUUCGAGAGAAAGAAACUUAUCGGAGGUGGGCAUCAUUGCGGACUAUUGCAGGUCCGAGCUUCUCUCUUUACCGGAUGUUGCUAUUGCUCAUGUUAAGCGCGAUCAAAAUGCUGUUGCUCAUGGUUUGGCAAAGCUUGCGAGAGAUUUAUUUUCACAUCAUGUUUGGAGUGAACCCCCGAUUUCUGUGGUGGGUCAUCUUCAUAUUCCAUGUUCGUGUGAUCAAUAA